AUGACGAACCUCAUGCAGAAACUGCGAAGGAAGCGGAAGCUAUCAUCCGAAUUGCACUCACGAUGGGGCGACAUAUCUAUCACCUAUCCCAACGGCGGCUCUUGGAACCAGUGGGAUCAAGCGAGUGUGGGCGCCCGCACGUCUGAUGGAGACCGCGAACGGCGACAGAACUCACUCGAGCCUGGUAGAUGCGCCAGCUCGCCUCGCAUAGGAGCUUCGGGACAGCCAGCCGGCAGAGAUGGGCGAGCACAAUCCGUUGAUUCAGCCAUGACCAUUCCCACAGGCCACUACGAUGCGCGAGUGGGUAAUCGCACCAGGCAGAAGCAACAUUCGUAUGAAUCAAACGUUGUUCACCCGCCGAGUGCCUGGUAUCAUUCGUGCUCCGACGAUGGCUCGAUGGAGGAGACAGAAGGGGCAACCGUUCCAUCACCGCACAAUGUAUCGAACGGGCGACACCAGCCUUCCUCCGGUCGACCCAGUUUGUACGAGGAUUCUGAACUCUACUCGCGAGCGUCCAAGUCGCCCCCAUUGUCUGUCACGUCGCGUAUGCGCGGAUGUAGUGUCCAGGGGUAUUUGGCAGAGUCUCCAGUGUCGAUGCCAGGGACGGUCGGAUCGAGACAUAACAGCUAUACUUCCUCAGUUCCCUCGAAUCCGUCCGAGGAUCAGCGGAUUCCGGGGAUUAUCCCACCAUCCUCUACGCUGGCAGAGCGGAGGGCUAGCCGACGAUCUAAGCAGGAGCUUCCCCGAGCACAGGAGAUGGUUCCAUCUUACGAUGAGCUGUAUGGGUAA
Molecule: messenger RNA, 789 nt
Organism: Aspergillus aculeatus ATCC 16872
Lineage: Eukaryota; Fungi; Ascomycota; Eurotiomycetes; Eurotiales; Aspergillaceae
Exons: 1
Coding region: 1-789 (262 amino acids)
Source: RefSeq, a predicted model, not a curated record